Metarhizium acridum CQMa 102 is the source of this 861-nucleotide messenger RNA. RefSeq lists its product as uncharacterized. NCBI's taxonomy places the organism in Eukaryota, Fungi, Ascomycota, Sordariomycetes, Hypocreales, Clavicipitaceae. The record is from RefSeq and is a predicted model, not a curated record.
AUGGAGACGAUACCCCCUGAAAAUGGUGAGCGAUCUACAGGCAGCGAUGUUAAUGAAUACGCUGGCGAAUAUUACGUCGAGUCACCGAAUACUUUGCAUACCUGCCCACCUGUCAGCUAUACAGAGAACACUAUUUCCAGGGAACUGAGUGGAUCCUCUUCCGCUUCAAUUAAUGGGAACUGGCAGGCGGCGGAAGAGACGGAGUCACGUAGCUCGCGAAACACUUCACCUGCCCAGUCUGUUUCGCACACCGCCUGGCCUUUUGGUCCCGCAAACUCUGACAGCAACAAUGGACAAGCCGUCAUUGAUUGCACAGCAGGAACCUUGCCUGACGCGGCUAUGCAAAAGGUCAUAUCCGCAGCUCGUACGUGCAUUCGAUCGGACUACCUUUCUCUCCUGGAAAUGAACCUCCAGCGCUGGGCUACAGAUGGCCUGUGGCACAAAACAGUGCCGCCGCCCUACCAAAGAGCUGGUCGAUGCGAAUACGAAAAGCUACAGAAGGCGUAUUCGUGUCUCUGUCGCCUCGAUAUGCGGAUGAAGGAUGACGCCAUCCGGAGCAGGAUGGCCAUGGUCCUUCUCCACCUCGAGUAUGAAAAUACCUACGUCAAAUGGAAGAGAGGAGCCCCUGGCGGCAUGAAGCCGAUGACAGAGGUGGGCAGGGGCACGAUUAGCUCCAUGAUUGAUGAUAUUCUGGAAAACACACAUCCGCAAUGGAAGACGGCCGGCUCACGGGAGAAGUCGCAGCUGCGGGCAAAUUUUCACGAACGCAAACGAUUUGGAAAGAGGUGGUGGAUCCUCAUAAACGCCCUCGGACCGAGCAUAUUGAUAUUGUGUUCUUCAAAGUUUGCCGCUAUAAUGUAA